AUGCGGGACGAGUACCGGAGGCUGCUCCGGACUCUGGGGGCCGACGUCCGCGCACGCCUCCCAAAGAGCAUGGAAACCUUGACGCACCUCGUAUGGCAGGGGGGUGAUGAAGGCACCGCGCAGAAGGCGUCUGAUGCCGGGGUUGCGCUUGUCUCUCCUUCCUGGGUGCACGUCUGCGACAAGGGGGGGGUGCAUGCGGCGGAACAUGACCAUCCUGCCGCGUUCAGCCCUGACUUGUACGCGGUGGUCGCGGACAAGAAGAAGCGUAAGGCGCGACGCAAGCCAGCGCGCCGCAAGCCCACGCUGGAGCCGACCAUCGACGAGUGGCAGGACGUGGACAAGACUGGCUUGUGCUUCUCGAGCUCCCAGAGGGACCCGCCUGAUCUCGGGUUGGAGGCCGACGACCUGGUCGGAGAAGACAGAAGCAGCAGCCACAACAGCGGCCGGGGUGAAGCGGCCGCGAAAGCGAAACGCGAGGCUUCUUCCAAGCGCUCCAAUCACGCCUCCUCCUCCUCCUCCUCCUCCGCCUCCCGCAGCAAGUGGUCCGAGCCACGCGACGACGACGACGACAGCGGCGGCGGCGGCGACUCCUCGCCCCCUCCUGCCACAGAGGGACGGGAUGCCCCGUCUUACGUCCGGGACGGCGGCGGCGGCGGCGGCGGCAGCGGCAGUGCGGGGAGUCGUAGCGGGAAGAUUGGAGACGCCCCCCUGAGAUCUCGGUCUGCGUUGCCGCUGGCCUCUCCGAGGAAUACGUACGGGAGCGGCCGCUUCUCCCGGCGGUCUUCCGAACCCUCGGCGGCGGCGGCGCCGGUCAAGGGGACGGCGGCCGUCCGCGCCGGUGGCGGCGGCGAUGGUGAAGAGGAGGUGGUCGAAGAAGAUGAUGAUGAUGAUGAUGAUGAUGAUGGUUGGUUCGGGGAGGACGGGGCCGCCGGUGGUGGCGGCGAAGCGCCCACGGAGGAGGUAGGCGUCGACCUGGAAUCGACGGUUUUGGCGGAUCAAGGCCCCGACGAGGAGAUGGAGACGGGCCUCAACGACACGGUCGUGGCAGACGACGAUGCCAGCAACACGGAUACCGACAGCGAGACCGCUGCCCGUGCCGUGAUGGCGGAGACGAGCGCCGGUCGUCCGGCCGGGAGAUCCGGGCGGUGUGGUGCCGCCGUCAGCGGUGGCGGUGGACAAUGCCCUGCGGGCGACCAUGACGAAAGCCGUUGCGAUCAACAAGGGCCCCGGCCAUCGUCCUCCACAGCACCACCACCGGAGGAAGAGAACGCAGUAGCAGGCGGUGCUGCGGGAGGGGACGCCUCGCCGGCAUCCCCGGGGUCGUCGGAGAAGUUCUCUUCCUGGAAGGUGGGCGGGAGAGGGCUGCUCGGGAGGGGCUCCGCGAAGAAGAACGGGAGGCUCCUGGUCACGGGGCUCGGUUCCGCGGGGAGGGUGGGGGGGCCGGCCCGCGCCUCGGCGCCGGUGUUGGCUUCGCCUGGACUGUAUCUGGACGGGGCGAGACGCGGGGGUGGAGGUAGGGCCAGAAGUUCGAGAGCAGGUGUAGGCGUUUCUUCCCCCGGGGACACCAGCGACGUCUUCGGGAUGUCGGAUGGCGACGAGACGGAGCGCACCAUGCUGGACUCAACGGAUUGCGACAGCAAGGCCGCCAACCGCGGGCACGUGAGCCAAUCAGAGGCGGACGAUUCGGAGACCGAUGAUGGCCCCGCCGACGCCGCUACGGGCGGGAGUUACCGGAAGUUGUCGCGGCGUUCUUCUAUCAGGGGACCGCAAACGGGGGCCGGUGGCGGCGGUGGCGGCGGCAGGCGGCAAAGUCGAGUGUCGCCGGGGCCGAGCCCCCGUUUGGCUCCCAAGGGCGUCGGGGGGAGCGGCACCGGAGGCAUCACGACCCCUGUGAGCGGGACGAGGAGGCGGGGGUGCUCAGCGAAGAACCCAAUGCGAGAGCCCGAGAGCGCGGUUCGCGGCAGCGGCGGAGCAGCGGGGGGAAGAGGGACCACGACGCCGGCUUCCGGAUACGCAGCGGACCUGAGCGCGGGCACCUCGAGGGUCUCCAAGGCUAGGGCCAGGACUGGGCCGGCCGCCGGAGGCGGCGGCGGUAGUGGUGAAGGCGGCAGGAGAAGCAGGGCAGGCAAGGGGGCAGGGGAUCACCCGAAAGAACCAGUAGAAGGGGGAGCGGAGGGCGAGGCGCAGGACGGUUGGAGCUGCGGGAAGUGCACCUUCUUGAACGAGCUUGCCGCCCGAAAGUGCGUCAUGUGUCAAAGCGCAGCCCCGAGAGCCUCCCGGAGACCUCCCAGGGCUCGCGGGACCCGAAACGGCACCGAUCCCGCCGCACGUUCCGAGCGGGGGAUGUCGUCGCCCCCUCCUCGUGGCGGAUCCGGCAUCCCGCCUGCUGAAGGCGCCGGGGGCGCCGCGAGUUCGGGCGGACGGGGGGCGGGGGGCGAGAGGGGAUUGUCAUCGGCGGCGGCAGCGGCGGGGGACGUUAGCAGCCCCAACGGCACGUGGGAAGGGUACGAGAUGGGGCGUAGCACGGCUUCCUCAUCGGCGAAGAGCACCAGAGGGCCGCCGCCGCUGGCCGCGCCCGUGUCCAACCGAAAAUUGUGCCCAAAAGUGGGUACCGACAGCGCCGGCAUCGAUCGUGACGUGGAGCCGUCACGAGCAAGCGGUGGCAGUCACGGCAAGCAUCAACAAGGGCUUCUGCAAGGGAACGGUGGCAUUGGCGGCGCAACCCCCCCCGGCGGCGAUGCGCCGCACCACCCUCCCGUUGCUGCGUCUCUGCCGGGACUUGCAUCCCCAGGGACCAGCCUCUUCCGGCGCGCGGCGGCGGGAGCGGUGCCUGGUAGCAGCGUUGUCGACCGGGCGGGCGGCGUAGCAUCGUCCUCCCACGGUAACGCUGGCGCCGGCGACACGGGGGGCGACUCCGGCGGCAGGAGGUUGGCGACGGGAGAGAAGGUUGUCGGCGGCAGGAGGGGGGGGAGCGACGCCGGGGUGAAGGGCGGCCGAGCGGCUGCCACUCUCAACACAACGCCGGGUGGAGGGCAAGGAGCGGGAGUAGUGUCCUUACCCCGACCGUGCGACGAGGAGGAGGGGAGCACCGCGCCAGCGAUUCGGCUUUUCGAGGCCGUGCCUUCCCCUUCGACUUCGCUCCUCGGCCGCCCUCCGCCCGAUGCCGCCGUGCGGGGGGCGGGAGCGGAGACGGUUGCGGCGGGGACGGGCCCGGGUGUGGCUGGCGCUGCGGUUGACGGGGCGGGGCUGCGAGAUGCCGCACGCGGCGGCGAUGACGGUGGGCGUGAUCUCGCGGCCGCCGGCGAGCGGGACGGGGAUGAGGAGGCUGGAGAAGGGGAGACGGGUGGGAUGGAGGUGGCGCCGCAGGUGGGGGGACACCCCCGGGGGAAUGACGCCGACACUGCAGAAGAGUCGGACACGGAAACUGUGCAGAGGAGUUGUCACGACGGCAGCUCCCCCAAAGAAGGCGGGUCCCCGGCUGAUGACCCUGGGACGGAAGCUCCCCCCGGUGGGCAAACCCUGUUGGAGCGUGCUGCGGAGGAGGAGGAGGAGGAGGAGGAGGACGCGUCCGCAGGUGGCGCGGCGUGUACGGCCGCGGCGGCUGUCGUUGACGCCGCCCAAGGCUCGAAUACAGAGAGAACUGGCCGGAGCGGCGUCGGCGAGAGGAGGGGCUCCGCCAGGCUUCGGAACGGGGGCGUGGGAGGGAGACGUCGGGGAGAGAGAGGGAGGAAGGAUAGAGGGGUCGCUUGUUCUACUUCCCCGCUGCCGGGGGAGGGGCAGGAGGCGAAGGACGGUGGUGCUCCCGAGAAGGCGGUGGCCGCGGCCGGCGUUGACGGGGCAGGGCGAGGGGACGGGGGAGACGCCGUGCGGGAAGACGCCUCGGCCGCGCCAGUUGCAUCGCCAUCGGCGGCGGCGGAGGAGGAGGCGUCGGCUGCGACGGCGGGUACCGUCUCUGUGGAGGACGCGGCCCCGGCAGGGCGAGCAGGAAGCAAGCGGCGGGCCAGCACUCGCCGCGGGGUUGCCGCCUCCGUUGCCGCUGCAUCAUCGGCGGUGUCGGCAGGGCGAGGAGGAAGCAAGCGGCGGGUCAGCACUCGCGGAGCUGCCGCUGCUAGUGCCCCUGCGGCGGGGGGAGUGGCUUCUUCGAGUGCUGCGGCGAGAGUGGCUGAUGCUUUGAGCGCGGGGAAGGCUGGCCCGGUGGUGUCUUCGCAGUCUCUGGAUGACAUCACGGAGGCCGUGGUUGCCAUGUCCGCGUUGGUCGGCGAAGAUAGGACCGUCGGACAGCCGGGGGCCUCGCAGGAGAACGCCAACUCGGUGGAGAACCACGAUACGGCGGCGGCGCAACGGCGAAGGCAACAGCAGCCGCCGCCGUCGCAAGGGCAGGGCCAGCGACAAGCCGCCGGGGCCGGUAGUGGCCGCGCCGAAGGCCAGGAAAGCGCCUCAAGCGCAGCAGUGGCGGCGGUGCAAGUUCCGAUGCCGAGGGCGGGGGGGGGGGGCGCAGAGGUAAAAGGGCCUCCAAGGGGGGGGGUUCCCGGCCUGCCGAGGUCGUCAGCCCCGGUCCGGGGAGGACGUCAGCUGAGAAAAAGAAAGGCAAGGGAGGGGUGCGAAACGCCAAACGCAAGGUUUCGAACGCCGUCGGUAGUGACGGUAGCGGUGGUUCUGCUGCGGAGAGGGGGGCGGAGAAGGGGGAGGCGAAAGCGGCAGGAGGAGUGGGGGGGAAGAGGAAGAGGGCGGACGGCGGUGGAGCUGGGGGUGCCACCGCAGGAGGGCGCGGGGGAAGGGGAGAGGAGCGACAAGCUGCAGGGGGUGGUCCGAGUUGUGUUUUCCGGCUUGCAGCCUGGGGAUCGACAGGCGGCAGCCAGCGUGGUUCGGUCCCUGUCCAAGACCCACCGCCCCCACGGCUCCGGGGUUUGCAUGUCUGACGCGGAGGCUUACACUCACCUCGUUAUCCCGGACGUGUCGCGCAGAACGCUCAAGGUGCUGUUCGCGCUCUGUGCGCCGCUGUCGCCGAACGGCCGCCCCCCGGUGGUGGUUACUGUGGCCUGGCUGUACGAGUCGCUGGAAAAGGGUUUCUUCGUGGACUCAGAGGCGUUUAGACCCGACAGAUACCGGGGCCCCGCCCUUGAAGGGGGUUCCGUAGAGGGUCCUGAGGAGGGGGGGUCCGCCACCGCGGCGGGGGCGACGAAGGAGAGCAGGUCCAUCUCGUCGAGCUUGCUCCAAGGAGAGCGGGUGAUGCUGGGGGGAAUCGCAGACCCACCUCCUUCCGUGGUGGAAACCCUGGCUUUGGCCACGGGCGGCCAGAUCACUCACUGUCUCCACGACGCCACGCUGCUCUUGGCGGAGACGGAAACCGCUCUGGAGGCGUGGGUGGAACAACAGAAGAAACCGGAGGCUAGCGGCGGAGGCGGAGGCGGCAGCGGCAGUCGUGGGGUCUCCAAGAUCAGCGCUCGGCCUGGCGGCAACAGCAUCGGCACCGGUCGUCGUGGACUGGGCGCGAGCACGGCGUCUUCCCGCAACGCAUCGAGGGGGGCGGCGGGAGGCAGGCGGGGCGUCCUGGGGAAGGGGAAGGGUAGCGCCGCGGCGGGUCCCGGCGGGUGGGGGGAGGAGGAGGAGAGCGCGCUCAAGGGGCUGGCGGAAAAGUUGGGAGUGGUCCGCCUACCUUGGCUCUUCGAUAGCGUCGAGAAGGGGGUUCGUGUAGACAAGGAGAACUUCCUGAUCAUGGCGGAGGGGACCUCGCAGAGCGGGGCGGAGGGGGAUGCGACGGCAAGCCAGGAGUGGUGAAAAAGCGAACACGUGCCGGUUGCAGCAACUGCCCGUCUGCUUGGCCG
Ectocarpus siliculosus is the source of this 5825-nucleotide messenger RNA. The record is from the annotation of a GenBank genome assembly. NCBI's taxonomy places the organism in Eukaryota, Phaeophyceae, Ectocarpales, Ectocarpaceae.